Symsagittifera roscoffensis is the source of this 2710-nucleotide messenger RNA. RefSeq names its product rho GTPase-activating protein 32-like. The transcript is spliced from 4 exons. Lineage: Eukaryota; Metazoa; Xenacoelomorpha; Acoela; Convolutidae. Bases 783 to 2657 code for a protein of 624 amino acids. Gene Ontology annotation, biological process: regulation of GTPase activity; signal transduction. The record is from RefSeq and is a predicted model, not a curated record. Gene Ontology annotation, molecular function: protein binding. Gene Ontology annotation, cellular component: cytoplasm.
UUCUAUUUUACCUGGUUGCCAAGGAACAUUUAUAGAGUAGCUUAUAGCGUAGUAAAGGAAAUGUGUUAUUUCUAAUAUUAGAAAGUGAUUUCACGUUAAAGGCAUUCAUUUCCGCUCUUAUUUUAAGGCUUUUAGCUUCAUUUUUUUUCAUAUUAAAAAGCUAAUUUGAGUGGAUAUUAUUGCCUUUCUUACCAUAUACAUACCUAUAGACAAAGAGUUGUUGUUAUGAAUUACUUUGUAACUACUCAUUUAUUUUUUCACAACCUUUUUUGAAAAAGGUAGCAUUAUUUGUUUAGUUUUUAACCAUUUUUUGCCUUCUCCACUGAAAAAAAGUUCUUGACUAUCUGUGAUAUAUUCAGCUCUCCCUCUAUACUUAGGAAUUAACUUCUAUGAGUAAUUGCGCUGUCAUUCAGUUAAUUGCGACUAGGUCUCAGUAAUCGCAACACCAAUAUUACGUUUACUAAUUCGAAGAGAUGACCACAACUUAGACUUUUUUGGGCAACAUUCAUCCUACUACCGCAAUGAUUCGGCUAUGAGCGCAUUGAGUUCGAAUGUUAAUUAAAUAACGAAUCAUGAUUAUAUAAGCUUACAAAAUCGACUUUCGGUUAGUAUUUAUUUUGAACCUCUAUUUGCAUCUUCAAACAUCUCAAAGGACCAUUCAGUUGAGCACAUCUGAGCAGUUGUUUCAAAUCGAUCAUGUAAAUAUAUAUAAACGUUUAGAGUUGGAAUUAAUUUUGAGCCAUAAACUGUAUUGUGUUUGUGCUUUGCGCUGUUUAUAAGCUAUGAUAUCGCGUAACCACAUUUUGAAUCCGGGAAUCGCUGCCGCCUCCUCGUCCAGGAGUAAUUCCAUUACUAAUCGUUGGAGAAGCAGUUCCAACAUAGCAAUGAGCAAGAAAGACAUGUUGCUGGGCGAUUUGGAGGAGAGUUGUCGGCAGCGGAGGUGUGACAGUGCCGAAAGGGGCCAGCACGAGACGAGGGAGCUCUCUGAGAUAAAAGCAGGCCAAAACGACCAAAAUAACAACGACAACGACAACUCAAACGUUCGACUAAUUCAAGGUCACCACAUAUUCGACAAACUGCAACUGGACAAUGUGACUUUGGAACUCAUUCCCCUCUCCGAAAACGAGUACGAGGAACGGAGAACUCCGAAUGCGGCCGACAGCUAUGAAAUCCGAGUGACGACUGCCGUUCGUCGACGCACGACUACAUCGUUCACAAUUAGAAGAAGUAUUUACGAUUUUAUAAAACUUGAUCACCAUCUUCAUAACUGUUAUGACGAAAGCAAACGAGUGUCGCCGACGAAUAGAAUGCUGGACAGCGAGUCAAGAAGCCGAGCUUUAACAUUGCUGCCGUCUCUAGAAAGUAUACUACAACAUCAGAUCAAUUUUUCAGAAGAUAGUUCGGUGAUAGAGAUUGAACAAAAAUUGCGCGAAUACAUAGAUUUGAUCAAUAAAACGAAGAAAAAGACGACAUUGAUUCGUUGCAAUAAAGCCCUUAAGUGGUUUUGCCUGGACCCAUUCGGAAAUUACUACAACUCGGCUCGCCGGGCAUUCAACGAGCCCGGAUUGAUUCAAGGCGAAUGUGUUCACGAGUACGAUGCAAAGUGCAGAAAUGAGAUUGACAUGAAGUUGCGUGACCAGAUUAUAGUAACAAGAAUCUGUAGACCAGAUGAGUCUAUUUGGUGGUUUGGAAAAAACAUCGGAGGAGGGGAGAACAGCCAGCGUCGAUCCAUGACAGUAGGAUACUUCCCUUUCGACAGCAUCAAAAUCCUCAACAGCACGGUCGACUUGGAAAAGUACUUCAUCCGGAAGACCGGCUACAACAACACCAGUGCCAACGCCAAACACGUCUCCAGCAUAUUCGGCAAAAACGUGCUGCUCCUCAAAAAGCGAAUGGAGUCCCGACCCAAAUUCGACGAGCUUAAAAAUCGCUCAUUAUAUCAAGACAGAGCUAGUCUACAGCAGCUAACUCACCAAGGAUGGGAGUACCCGGCGAUUGCUGAAAUGUGCACUGAGUUCGUCAGAAUACACUGUCUAACACAAGGAGUGUACCGCAAAAGCUGCAGAGUGAGACGUCUGGCUCAACUCAACGAGCAUUUCUGGGGCAGAACUUUCCCGAAGUCCAUUUCGGAACUGAGGGAUUUCUGCGAAAAUCCAACAGACGUGCUAUGUGUUGCGUCCUUCAUUAAGCAGUUAUUCCGCGACCUUUCGGAACCUGUUAUAACAGCUGAAUGUUACGAGAUCAUGCUUAACUUGCACAAAAAAUAUUUGCAAAACAUGCAAAGUUCGGCUAAUGCUGAAAUUUUUACGAAGUCUCUUCGCAGAAUUAUCAAACAAAUGCACCCAAUUCAUAGGUCAACCUUACUUCUUUUGAUCACGCAUUUUAGGAAGCUAAUUGUUCACGUUGAGAAAACGAAUAUGGAUGCUGAAAAUUUGGCCCGAGUUUGGGCGCCAAGCUUGUUUCCCCACGUGAUAAAUGCUUCAAACGAUGUCCAAGAGACGAUUGCGCCAAUCAAAGCGCAGAACGCACUUCUGGUUUUUAUCAUAGAAAAUGCUCCGGCUAUAUUCGACACAAAUUUGGACCCUCUUGAUAUGAGCAAACGAAGCUACAGCAUGAUCAACUUAGGCGGAGGAAGAACGCAUCAGUUGAACUUCUGAAACUCAUUCCACUUUCAACUAUUUAUUUUUAAGUCUCACCAGAACUAUAUGUA